AUGAUGCUGCCGGACGAGUUGGUUUUCGAAUGUUUGAUCAGGCUUUCCGGAAACGUUAACACGGCGGCCUCGGGUGGAAAGAAUUUACUCUUAAGAAACUAUUACUCCACUCUUCGCCGUCCUAAGGAGAAGCCCUUUGAAGAAUUCAGUCAUCUAAGUGAUGUAAAAGCUGAUCGUUGCCAGGGCGAAAAGGCCACCGAAAUGGUUAAUGGUCUUGUAUGUGUCCGGGAACUUGACAAUGGCUUAACUAUUUACAAUAUUUGUAUUGGGCAAGGAAUGAGGCUUCCUUUUGCCCCUGCACAACAUACGGCCGAACCAAUUUUGUGUUAUCAUUUUGGGUAUGACCAAACAAGUAGGAUGUACAAGCUAUUGCGAUUCGUACUUCCUUUAAACCCCUCUGAUGAUGGGGACUCUAACGAAGGUGAUCGAGUGUUUCAGGCUGAGAUAAUGACUUUGAGGCCCUCUGAUUCAGCAGUAUCCACAUGGAGGAAGCUGAACCCUGAUCGUUUCAGUUAUCUUGUUAUAACUGGUAACUCAUUGUCAGGUGAUGGCUUCAUAUGGUGGUUCUCAUUAUAUGGAUUUGUCUAUUUUGAUCUCAACAAAGAGAAGUUUCAACUUAUUGAAACUCCGGAAGAUGUCAAAGAUGUAAUAACAUUCAGGAAGUGUGUUUUUACGAAGUCCAUGGGACACCCAGCCAUAUUGGCGUUUCAUAAGGAACCUAACGAAUCACUAUGUUCUAAGCUUCGCGUGUUUGAAAAUGACCAGAGUAACAUCUGGAAUAAGUAUCAUAUUCGAUUUCCUCAAGAACUUGGGAAUGCGGAACACAGAAUUAUUGAUGCUGGAAACCUCCUCACUGGUAGGUUUGAACGUUUCUUUGUUGGAGAGCUUCCUGAUUUGCCGUUCCCUGAUAGGCCUCACGAUCUGGUGUUUUUCCGGGAUCAAAGUUUUAGGUUUAAGAUAUCGUGUUUACAUGAUAAUAAUGUCCUCCACCUGUUAUUGGUUGAUGUGCUGUGUCGUGAAGAUGCAAUGAGAUAA
Messenger RNA from Oldenlandia corymbosa var. corymbosa, 1035 nucleotides. NCBI's taxonomy places the organism in Eukaryota, Viridiplantae, Streptophyta, Magnoliopsida, Gentianales, Rubiaceae. The record is from the annotation of a GenBank genome assembly.